Molecule: messenger RNA, 1893 nt
Organism: Pectinophora gossypiella (pink bollworm)
Lineage: Eukaryota; Metazoa; Arthropoda; Insecta; Lepidoptera; Gelechiidae
Product: salivary glue protein Sgs-3-like
Exons: 4
Coding region: 63-455 (130 amino acids)
Source: RefSeq, a predicted model, not a curated record
AACUGGAAACGUGCAACAUAUUAUUGUAUUUAUUGCCCAAUCCCGAUAAGACUGACGUGAAAAUGGCUUUGGUUUUGAAUAAAUUUAAAUAUGUAGAUGAAAAGUCGUAUAGUAAUAUGUUGCGCCUGUACCUAUUAGUAUUAACCUUGCCUUGGACACAACAACAUUUGUUAAGCCCAGACGACUACUGUGCGUUGUCCACGACGUGUGUGCACGACGGGGUAAAGAUCUGCGCACGCUCACCGGAGUGUGGCACCCGCCGCGCUUUUCUCGACCUGUGUGACAUGUAUGAAUACAACUGCGACUACAAAACGCGCUAUAACCAAGACAAUAAUAUUAACUGUAAGCAAUCGACGCUACCGUCAACAACUAAAUUCAAUUUUGAACAGACGAAACCAUGUUGUGAUAUGCCUUUUGACUGGAAAGCCUUGAAUAUUCCGGCUGAUGCAGAAUGACUACUGCGCUUUCUAUCUUCUGAGCCCACUACGACUAAAGCAUAAACUGCGACUGCAACUUCCCCUACUUAUAUACUAAGACUUCAAGACAUCACACUAUAAGUUUUCCUAAUUGCGAUACUGCUGGUACCUAGAAUAGUAAUUCAGAAAUCCCAAGCAUCAAUCUAAUAUCCACUCAAUGAGGAUGGAACAUUAUGGUUAACAAAACAUCUAGAAAAGCUGAAGAACCAACUGCCUCUACAGAAACCAACAUACCACUGACAGUGAUAGUGUGAUAAUUAUGGUGGUAACCCCGAGACUGGAGAUAUUGUAGAUGUGACUAUCCUAUACAGUAAUAAUUAUAAUACCUACCUAGUACUACCAAGAAUAUAAAAUUACUUGUACUUGUAUCUAUUUCAACGUGCAUCCAAAAAAAUAUUUCUUAAUUUUCGAAACUAUAUCGUAGCAACAUAUUUACUUAAGUAAGAUUGAAUUAGUUUCUCGCAAGUCAUUCGAAACAGCUAGCGAAUAAAAUUAUUGCUAUGUUAAAAAGUAAAGUAAGGCCGUAAACUUAUAAAAAAACAUAAAAAAAUACAAUUAUUGACAACCAAUCGUCGAAUAUUCGACAUACAAUGAACCUAUGCACCCACACUACGAACAAACAUUUGUAAUAUAAACAAAAUAAAAGUACUUAUGUCAUUAAAUCGACAGGGAAAAGUUAUUAAGUAUAUAAUGUUAAUGACAUUAAUUCUAUAAAGAACUUAAUUCUUAUAUUAAUAAUGAUAGUUUACUCUAAGCAUUUGUGUUCAGUCAUCAUGCUUCAGGGAACAGCUAAUACCAAUUUCAUUUUGUUACAGAAUAUGACCAAGUCAAUAUUAUUUACUGCCUCAAUUCGAUAGCGUCAACAAUUUUCCAAUUUGCACAAACUUCAUUUAAAAAAUCAACGAUUACACCAUGUUGCGAUAUGCCUUUUGACUGGAAAACCUUAGACAUUCCUGAUACUCAUACAGCAUGUGAAUAUUGUGAAACUACUGAAAAAGCAACAGAAUUUCUUAUAUCUGAUACUCCGACAUUCUACACUAUUUCCACUAAAUCCUCGCAGAUUGACAUUCCUACUCCUGGAAAACUUGUUAACUAUCCGGUAUUUACUAAGACCACAGAAUCUUUGACUAGUAAAAGUGAAUUUACUACUCCAAAAGAAAAAGAAUCUACUAUAAAAGACCAAUGGUAUCCAUUAUUAUGCAAAAGCGACAAUUGUCAGAGACCCGAAACGUGGGCAACAACAAUAAAAACAAAAACAACUGUGAAAUUGAAAGACUUCAAAGAAAUUUUAUUAGACAUUUGGAAGGAGUAAAUCUUCAUACAAUGAAACGUGUUUCAUUUAAUGUAAAACUUCUUGCAUUUGAACACGAUAGUUGUCCCUAUGGACAUACCUAUUUAUUGAAGAAACAAUGUUUUU